AUGCAGAGAGAUCAUGCCAUCGACAACAACAACCGGCAAGGAGAUGUGGUGAGCGCUUUGUUAAGGCAUAUCAACAGAGAACCGCAAAGCAACGAGCCUGCCAAUCAUAGAAGAUGGACGAAAGCGGUACACAAUUGGGCAUGCACGUUUCGCGGCGAGAAGGAUACAACAUCGCUGAACAUCUUCCUCGACCAAGUUGAAAUGUUUGCAGCUUCGGAGGACUUGAGCGAGGACGCUCUUAUGGCAUCCAUUAAGCACCUAUUGAGGGACGAUGCUCUCAAAUGGUACAUCACAGCUAUGGCUCAAGGGAUGUUAACUUCAUGGGAGGCGUUCAAGAACGAGAUACGUCGAGAAUUCCUACCCAAAGAAUACGCCCACAUUCUUCGAUUGGAAGCUAGCUUCCGAUUGCAGGGUCAAAACGAAUCCUUCUCAAAGUAUUAUCGCGAGAUAACUACGUUAUUUAGAUUCGUGAGUCCACCGCUGAACGAAGGAGAAAAAUUCUUUAUUGUGAAGAAAAACAUGAGUGCAGCGUAUGCGACAGUGGUUGCCGCAGCCAGACCGACAACUCUGGAAGAUUUAGCAGAUGUUUGUGAAAGCUACGAUGAAACCAGAGCACUCCUCAGCAGACAGCGUAGCAUGUCAAUAGCUCCAACAACUUUGCUCGAACCAAGCUUUGCUACACCAGCUCCUGUGCAAAGACCGCAUUCCAAUAACCAACCUCCAAGGUUCAACAGAGUCAGCGUUGUGGAAGGAAACACCGUUCGAAACGAGGCAGCUACUCAAGCAGCGGCAAACGAAUCGCCUGAACAAACCGAGGAAGAAGCAUUAUUCAAAAUGGAGAAAUUGAUGGAGGAGGUGAACGCUAUAAAAGCGCGAUUUAAUAAAGACGAUAGCAGACCUACAAUCACGCAACAAAAGCAAACAUCAGCAGGUUCAUGGGGAUCCCAUCAGCCGGUCGGAAGUUAUUCUCAAGCACUGAGGCAAGAACAGCAGCAGCCUCCGAGAACAUUCAUGCAAACGACGCUGACAAGGCAGCAGCAGCCCUCGCUUUACGUGCACCAAAGAGAGUAUCAACAACCACAGCAACAAUAUCAACAACCACAGCAACAAUAUCAACAACCACAGCAACAAUAUCAACAACCACAACAACAAUAUCAACAGCGACGGGAGUAUCAACAACCGCAGCAACAAGAUCAACAGCAUCAAGGGUAUCAACAACCUCACCAGCAAAGUUUUUAUUCCCAAAACUGGUAUGGACAACAAGAAACUACGGGACAACAACUACCAUCGCAACCGUACAAUCAACCGCAAAUAGCGCAAAGCGCUACAGUUGGACAGCAGAGAUAUCUAACAGUAGCAGGAGGACCAAUUUAUAGGCAACCAAACCGAAUUUGUUGGAAUUGCGAUGAGGAAGGCCACAGAUUCAUGAACUGCCCACUGCCUCAGGCGAUAUUAUUCUGCUACCGUUGUGGGCGCAAAGGUUACUCAUUAAGAAGCUGCUUCACCUGCCGAACAGACGCGGAAAACCCUCAGGCGGGGAAUCAGCAAUAGAGGGAAAUGGUUCUUCGCUUACAUUCGACGACCCCUCAAAUAUUCCUGAGUUUGCACAGAUAGAUUCGCUCAUUAUCAAUCCCGGAGGAGACAACAGACCACAUGCCGUAAUUAGCGUGUUGGGCAAAAAAUUCACGGCGUUACUCGAC
Molecule: messenger RNA, 1700 nt
Organism: Uranotaenia lowii
Lineage: Eukaryota; Metazoa; Arthropoda; Insecta; Diptera; Culicidae
Product: DNA translocase FtsK-like
Exons: 1
Coding region: 1-1551 (516 amino acids)
Molecular function (GO): zinc ion binding; nucleic acid binding
Source: RefSeq, a predicted model, not a curated record